AAGCCCUGGACCUUGGCGUACAGAGGAUAGUAACGAUUCUUCUUUCGAACCUAAAACACACCCCACGACCACGAUGACAACGAACCGAUCCGCCAGACUUCUGGUGUUGCUAGUGUUGACCUCGCUGGUGGCCAGCCACCAGGCGCAUGCCGCCGCCGUGGGAUUGAAGUGCGGCGGGAAGGGCGCCGUCUGCGUGGGACCGCUCUCCUACCAGCAGUGCCUGGACGACCUGACCGCCGGUCCGGUGGUGCCAUGCCCUCUGAACACCCGCUGCGUCACCGACGGCCUCGAGAUCUGCGUGCCCGUCAAGUCGGCCGCCGAGGCUCCCACCGCGGCGGUGGCCAAGAUGGUCACCAUCACCGACAGCCCCGUCAGCGAGUCCGCUUCGCUGGUGGCGGAGGGCAGCUCCAGCGCUGGUGCCUCCGGCCCGGAGAUCUCCACCGAGGGACCCAGUGCCCCGUCCAGCGCCGCUCCGGUUGAAAGCACCCCUGCGGCCGUGGAAACCACCCAAGCUCCAAUCGAAACCACGCUUGCUCCCGUGGAGACCACCCAAUCCCCAGUUGAGAGCACCCAAGCUCCCGCCGAGACGACCACCGCGGCCAUCGGUGAGACCACCACUGGAUCGGAUGCCCCACCGGAGACGGAGUCCACGAUUCCGAGUGACACCACUCCCGCGGACACUACCAUCGAGCCCGACACCACUGUAGCUCCUGGACAAGAUCCCAACGCACCUGCGGAAACUACUCUGGCUCCCGGUCAAGUCGACCCGAACUCGCCCAUCGAUCCCAAUUCCCCACAAGACCCAAAUGCCCCCGAAGGAUCUACUAACGAACCCGGUUUAACCGACCCCACCACUCCGGCUGCACCUGGUGCUCCUUCUGAGGGACCCACCGCCGCACCCGGAACUCCAGCUGAUGUGACCACUGCUGCUCCUGGUGCCCCUGCUGAAGUAACUACUCCUGCCCCUGGUGCUCCCGCUGAUGUGACCACUGCUGCUCCAGGUUCUCCCGCCGAAGGAUCCCCUGCUGCUCCUGGCUCUCCCGCUGAAGUCACCCCUCCUGCUCCAGGAUCUCCCGCUGAAGAGACUACUGCUGCUCCUGGCUCUCCCGCCGAAGGAUCCCCUGCUGCUCCUGGUUCUCCUGCUGAUGUGACCACUCCUGCUCCUGGCGCUCCCGCUGAUGUGACCACUGCUGCUCCAGGUUCUCCCGCCGAAGGAUCCCCUGCUGCUCCUGGCUCUCCCGCUGAAGUCACCCCUCCUGCUCCAGGAUCUCCCGCUGAAGAGACUACUGCUGCUCCUGGCUCUCCCGCCGAAGGAUCCCCUGCUGCUCCUGGUUCUCCUGCUGAUGUGACCACUCCUGCUCCUGGCGCUCCCGCUGAUGUGACCACUGCUGCUCCAGGUUCUCCCGCCGAAGGAUCCCCUGCUGCUCCUGGCUCUCCCGCUGAAGUCACCCCUCCUGCUCCAGGAUCUCCCGCUGAAGAGACUACUGCUGCUCCUGGUUCUCCCGCCGAAGGAUCCCCUGCUGCUCCUGGUUCUCCUGCUGAUGUCACAACUGCCGCUCCAGGAUCUCCCGCUGAAGGAUCAUCUCCUGCUCCAGGAGCUUCUGCUGCUCCGGGUUCUCCCGCAGAAGGAUCCCCUGCUGCUCCAGGAUCUCCCGCUGAAGUAACCACUGUUGCCCCUGGUUCUCCCGCCGACGGAUCCUCCGCUGCUCCUGGCUCUCCCGCCGAAGGAUCUUCUGCUGCUCCUGGUUCUCCUGCUGAUGUUACAACUGCUGCUCCAGGUUCUCCCGCUGAAGAGACUACUGCUGCUCCUGGCUCUCCCGCCGAAGGAUCCCCUGCUGCUCCUGGUUCUCCUGCUGAUGUGACCACUUCUGCUCCGGGAUUACCUGCUGAUGAAACCACGGUUGCUCCUGGUUCUCCCGCCGAAGGAUCCUCCCCUGCUCCUGGUUCUCCCGCUGAAGAAUCUCCUGCUGCUUCUGGUUCUCCUGCUGAUGUCACAACUGCUGCUCCAGGAUCUCCCGCCGAAGGAUCCUCUCCUGCUCCAGGAUCUCCUGCUGAAGGAUCCCCUGCAGCUCCCGGAUCUCCCGCUGAAGAAACCACUGCCGCCCCUGGCUCUCCCGCCGAAGGAUCCCCUGCUGCUCCUGGUUCUCCUGCUGAUGUCACAACUACCGCUCCAGGAUCUCCCGCUGAAGGAUCCUCUCCUGCUCCAGGAUCUCCUGCUGCUCCCGGUUCUCCCGCCGAAGGAUCUUCUGCUGCUCCAGGAUCUCCCGCUGAAGGAUCCUCUCCUGCUCCAGGAUCUCCUGCUGAAGUAACCACUGCUGCCCCUGGUUCUCCCGCCGACGGAUCCUCCGCUGCUCCUGGCUCUCCCGCCGAAGGAUCUUCUGCUGCUCCUGGUUCUCCUGCUGAUGCUACAACUGCCGCCCCUGGAAAUCCUGCUGUCCCCGACGUUCCCGCUGGUGGUGCUCCCGCUGAUUCCAACGCUCCUGCUGGUGGUGCUCCUGCUGGUGGAGCUCCUGCUGGCGGUGCUCCUGCUGGUGGAGCUCCUGCUGGUGGAGCUCCUGAUGGUGGUGCUCCUGCUGGUGGUGCGCCUGCUGGUGGUGCUCCAGAUGGUUCCAACGUUCCCGCUGGUGGUGCUCCCGCUGAUUCCAACGCUCCUGCUGGUGGUGCUCCUGCUGGUGGAGCUCCUGCUGGCGGUGCUCCUGCUGGUGGAGCUCCUGCUGGUGGAACUUCUGCUGGUGGUGCUCCUGCUGGUGGAGCUCCUGCUGGUGGAGCUCCUGCUGGUGGUGCGCCUGCUGGUGGUGCUCCAGAUGGUUCCAACGUUCCCGCUGGUGGUGCUCCCGCUGAUUCCAACGCUCCUGCUGGUGGUGCUCCUGCUGGUGGAGCUCCUGCUGGUGGUGCUCCUGCUGGUUCCAACGUUCCCGCUGGUGGUGCUCCUGCUGGUUCCAACGUUCCCGCUGGUGGUGCUCCCGCUGACUCCAACAUUCCCGCUGGCGGUGUUCCAGCUAAUCCUAGUGCACCCGCUGGUGGUGCUCCAGGAUCUUCUGCUGCUGGUUCCAACUCUCCCGCUGGCUCAGGCAUUCCAUCGAUUCCUGUUCUGCCUGGCGGAGCUGGCUCUUGGCCACUCCGUCCUAGCAUCCCCAUUUUCCCGCCGAUCUGGAGGCCUCAGAUUCCUGAACAAGAUGGCUCAGGUGCCGGCGCAUCUGCUCCUGGUAGUGGCCUGAUCAGUGGCAGCCUCAACCCGCCCCAACGUCCCAAUCCCUUCUGGCCCAACUGGUCGAACUGGGUGAAUAGCUGGCGACCAACCAAGCCGGUGACCAGCACAGAGGCUCCUGCCCAGCCGGAGGACCCCCAGCAGCCAGGCAACAAUAGACCCGAGACAGCCGAGAGCGUGGAGCAGGCUGCCCCAGUUCCACCAGCCGGAGGAGCUGCGUCCAACGAGAAUGCCUCCGUUGAGGAGGGCAACAAGGCCUCCAGUGAUAAGUCCAAGGAGCAGGAGCAGAAGAAGCCCAGCUCGGAGGAGAAGAAGGAGAAGCCCAGCUCGGAGGAGAAGAAGGAGAAGGACAGUCAGGAGAAGAAGGAGAAGGACAGUCAGGAGAAGAAGGACAAGGACAGUCAAGAUAAGAAGGACAAGGACAGUCAGGAGAAGAAGGACAAGGAUAGCCAGGACAAGAAGGACAAGUCCAAGGACUCCAAAGAGGAGAAGGACAACGAGUCGCCAAAGGACAAUGAGAACGACGACGAGCUGAGCUCCAAGGAGAAGAAGCAGUACGUCAAGGACCUGAUCAAGAAGCUGAAGAAGGGCGACGAGUGCGACGAGGACGACGUCUAUCCGGAUGUCCGCGACUGCCGCAAGUACUACCGCUGCGAGGUGAAGAAGUCCGGCAAGCACAGGUUCGCCCAUCUGCGCUGCGACAAGAAGGAGCGCUUCGACUGGCUAGCCCAGGCCUGUGUGCCCAAGGACGAGGCCCGCUGCCUGGAGAAGUAGGACACCCACUCCACUCCACACGGUAAUCUCACAAUCAACCGCACUGUUCUAUAUUGGCAAUGAUAUUCUAUGUGUAACCCUCGGUCCUACUUAAUUUAUUGCACUAUUUAAAAAAAACCUUUAUUUUUUGUUUUCCGCAUUAAAUCUUUAACUUUAUGAAAAUCUGGCAAA
Drosophila biarmipes is the source of this 4153-nucleotide messenger RNA. RefSeq names its product basic proline-rich protein. Gene Ontology annotation, molecular function: chitin binding. The record is from RefSeq and is a predicted model, not a curated record. Bases 74 to 3982 code for a protein of 1302 amino acids. Lineage: Eukaryota; Metazoa; Arthropoda; Insecta; Diptera; Drosophilidae. Gene Ontology annotation, cellular component: extracellular region. The transcript is spliced from 3 exons.